Molecule: messenger RNA, 4837 nt
Organism: Lytechinus variegatus (green sea urchin)
Lineage: Eukaryota; Metazoa; Echinodermata; Echinoidea; Temnopleuroida; Toxopneustidae
Product: MAM and LDL-receptor class A domain-containing protein 1-like
Exons: 30
Coding region: 86-4837 (1583 amino acids)
Cellular component (GO): membrane
Source: RefSeq, a predicted model, not a curated record
CCCUAGGACUUUAGGAUAGGAGCUGGUUUGGCUUGAAGCCUUGGAAUUCCAUGUAAUGGAUCGGAACCAGUGAUUCUUUUUUAUCAUGGCAAAAUUUGGAGGAAGAAGGGGACUCUUUAUCUUGUUGGGAGUGGCACUAUCUUUUUCAACUGUGCUAGCCCAGUUCGAUUGUUCCUUCGAUGUUGAUCUAUGUAGCUGGACCCAAGAUGACAAGGACUAUACGGACUGGCAGGUAGGGACUGGUCAAACAUCUACACCUGAUACCGGACCCUCUGGGGAUCAUACAUCAGGAGAUGGUAAAUAUCUCUAUGUUGAGACCAGCGAUCCGUUUAUAAAGUCUCAGUCAGUACGUCUUAUCAGUCCUCAGGACCAGGUCCAGGCAGGCGGGACCAAAUGCUUUCAAUUCUAUUACCACAUGUAUGGAUCAACUACGGGUGAUCUUAGGGUUUAUGUAGCCAGAGCUUCGGCAGACUUACCGAUAGGAAAUGAGACUUGGAUUAGGUCUGGGGAUCAAGGGAAUCAGUGGAACCUGGGACAAAUCGACAUCACUAGACCAGAUUCAGAUCCAUUUGACGUAACAAUAGAAGCAUAUAUCACAGGAACCUAUUAUGGUGACACAGCAAUCGAUGACGUCAGCAUAUCAGCAGGUUUCUGCGCCGGAGUUGUGGUGACUCCAGCACCUUCUGCCAUUCCAUCUUUAACUGAAUGUGACUUUGAGAACCCUGAUAUAUGUGGGUACUGGCAAGAGAAUGUAACAGAUGACUUGGAUUGGUAUCGAAACAGAGGACCAACUGGUUCUAAUACAGGACCAUCUAAUGACAACACAUACGGAACAGAUUCAGGGCAUUACAUGUACAUAGAAUCAUCAGAUAGGGAUGGGGACACCGCACAACUCUGGUCCACUCCAUUUUCUGCACAGGGUGGUCAUUGCAUCGAAUUCUUUUAUCAUAUGUGGGGUGAAAACAUGGGUACGUUGAACGUCUACGCGCUCCAAACCGGAAGUGACGUCAAUAGCUCUGUGCCUAUUUGGUCAAGAUCAGGUGAUCAGGGAAAUGACUGGAACAUGGCCAGAGCAGAUGCUUCGGGUAUCGUUGGAGAUUUCCAGAUAGUUUUUGAAGGCAUCAUCGGUGAAGACACAUCGGACAUAGCUAUUGAUGAUGUGAUCGUAUCUGAGAAUACGUGUCAAGAACAAGGUGACUGUACAUUUGAGAGUGAUAUGUGUACGUGGACCAAUGAAGAUGAUACUGAUGAUUUUGACUGGAUCAGACAACAAGGAGAUACAACAUUAGGGCCAACUUUUGAUCAUACACUCGACAGUGCUGCAGGUCACUAUAUCUUCAUGAAUGCUGACGGACAAUCCCCUGGCAAGACUGCACGAUUAUCAUCUAACAUGUAUCCAAGACACCUUGGAACACGACGUUGCAUUACUUUCUGGUACUUCCUGGAAGGGGUCAAUGUUGGGUCACUUCUGGUCACUCAGAUGACCAAUGAAGAUGGAGAUAUUGACCGCUGGUUGGUUGGUAGUACCCAAGGAUCGCAGUGGAAUUAUGGUCAAGUGGCUGUUUCUCAGGACAAGGAUUACUGGGUGAUAUUUGAAGGCAAGGUAGGAUCCUCUUCUGUUGGGAGUCUUGCAGUGGAUGACAUCGCUAUUAGAGAUAAUGGAUGCCGAGUGAUACCACAUGGUGCAGAGGUGGGUCCGCCGCUACCCUCCACUGUGGCCCCGCCAACCACUGCACCCCCAAUCACCAUCCCGGCUGGUCCAGCUAAUUGUGACUUUGAGGGAGGGAUGUGCGCUUACACACAUGACAGUAAUGGAGACUUUGAGUGGAGCAGGAGGAGGGGGGUUACUGACACCCCAGAUACCGGUCCUGAUACCGACCACACACACCAAGGUGCUAUAGUUAAUGCUGGUUGGUACAUGUAUACUGAGAGUGACUUCCGAACCAAUGGAGAUACAGCUCGACUGAUCAGUGAUGAGUUCACUGCUGUUAAUGAUUCAUGCUUUACAUUUUGGUAUCAUAUGUAUGGGAGUGAUAUUGGGACACUCAAUGUGAGGACAUCAGAUAAUAGAUUUACCUGGACCAGGACUGGAUCACAGGGAAAUAACUGGCUGCCUGUUAGGAUGAAUAUUGAUACCACUAUACAGCCUAUAACGUUGAUAUUUGAAGGAGUAAUGACAGGUGGAGUAAGGGGAGAUAUAGCUAUUGAUGAUAUACAAAUUGAUGACAGGGCUUGUAAUGCAGAAUACUUUUGUGAUUUUGAGACUGGGCUUGAUGGUUGUGGCUUUCUUCAGCAUGAACUACAUGAUGAUUUUGAUUGGUCGGUUGGGUUUGGGGAAACACCUACUCGUCUAACUGGGCCAUACAUUGACCAUACAACUGGCACAAUGACAGGAUACUACGCAUUCAUAGAAGCAGACAACCAGCAACCUGGCUCAAGGGCAUGGCUAAUUACUCAUAAAUACCCUGGAACGGGAGUACAUUGUGUAAACUUCUACUAUUACAUGUAUGGGGAUGAUAUAGGCACACUCAGCUUGUUCUAUAUAAAGGAGAAUGGGGCAUUCUCAAUGACGCUCUUUUCAAUGACAGGAGAGAUUGGUAAGGUCUGGAAUAUUGCACGCGUUCCUAUAGACCUGUCAGAAGACUUUCAGCUAGUCUUCUCAGCCAGUGUGGGUGAUGGUAACCUAGGUGAUAUUGCUCUGGAUGAUAUUGAACUCAAACAAGAAGCCUGCCCUCAUCCUGGCAAUAUAGAUUUUGAGGAUGGAUUUGAAUCUUGGACCAAUGAUCCUGACUUACUCCUGGGCCAAGGUAGUACUCCAACCUUCUCUACUGGACCAACAACAGAUCAUACACUUCGUACUUCUGAAGGUACCUUCGCUUACGUUGAAUCUACCAACACAGCUCCAGGAGAUAUAACUCGCUUGAGAAGUCCUCCUCUUCCACCUACCCCCUCCGAGGGUCAUUGUAUGAGCUUCUGGUAUAAUAUGAAUGGUGCAGAUAUCGGUGUGUUGAGGGUACAGCUAGAGACCGUGGAUCUCAGCGCGAAUAUGACUCUGUGGGACUAUGGAGCAAACGUUGGUGAUGUCUGGAAUCCUGGUCAGGUUCCCAUCAUCAUGGAUAGUUCAAAUUACUGGAUUGUAUUUGAGAUGCUGAAAGGUGGAGGAGAUGAAGGCGAUACUGCUAUAGAUGAUAUCACAUUCUCUGAAGUUAUAUGCGGAGUUUCACCACCUUACGCCGAUCCGGACAGUAAAACAACAACACCACGCCCCACCACGGUUCCUGCAACUACACCUGGAAUCAAAUAUGGCUGUAAUUUUGAUAUUGACUGGUGUGAUUUUGCUCAGUCUACGACUGAUGAUUUCCAGUGGUCUCGUACAAACUUGUUAACACCUACAUCAAGCACUGGUCCAGAGAGUGAUCAUACAACAGGAGAUGGGACUGGAUUUUAUGUCUUCACUGAAGGCUCUUUCAACCAGCGCAAGACUGCAGCUUUCACAUCACCCACCCUUCCUGCCUCCUGGGGUGGGGCAUGUGUUGAUUUCUGGUAUCACAUGUGGGGUGUUCAUAUGGGUACAUUGAAUGUCUAUGCAGAAGAGAACUCAACCAGUAUUAACUUACUUUGGACUAGGAGUGGUUCUAGAGCUAGGGUCUGGUAUCAAUCUAGGGUACACUAUUCAACAUUGUCAGAAUUUAAGUUUGUCUUUGAAGGCAUAAUGGGUAUUGAUUUGUCAAGUGACAUUGCUCUAGAUGAUAUCUACAUUACACCGGGACCUUGUCCAGCAAUCCAUGCAUGCAGCUUUGAGGAUGCUGAUAUAUGCGGUUACAAGCAAGAUUUAACUGAUGAUUUUGAUUGGGUAUGGGGUAAUGGUUCUACAACCACUCCCUACACAGGACCCUCUGUUGACGUUACCUUGGGAACAGAUGAAGGUCAUUACAUGUACAUUGAAGCUAGCAAUCAGAAUCCGGGUACGAGUGCAAGAUUGAUAUCGCAACGCUUUACCCCAGAUGAAAAUACUACUGAUAUUUGUUGGAGUUUUUUCUAUCAUAUGUAUGGUGAUCAGAUGGGAACACUCAAUACUUGGGUUGAGGGAGGAAGUAUUCCCAGCUGGACAUUUACAUCAGAUGGUGGAGUUGCUGACCGUUGGUAUUAUGCUGAAUUUGGUGUGACCAGUCAAUCCUCAUAUACAAUAGCAUUUGAGGGUUUGGUCGGGAGUGGAAGUCGGGGUGAUAUAGCUAUUGAUGAAGUUGACUAUAAACCAGGACCAUGUGCUUUUGGUACAUGCACUUUUGAGGAUGAGUUCUGUGAAUGGGUCAACGUCGAGGGUGAUGAUGGUGAUUGGCUCGUGUUCCGAGGACCGGCUGAUGUAGGAGGAAUAACAGGACCAAAUGUGGACCAUACACUAGGAACAGAUCAAGGUCACUAUCUCUUGGUGGACUCGGACCAGUUAUAUUUCCCUGGUUAUAGCGCCCUCCUUCACCUCGGCGAGCCUCACCUUCGAGGGAUGCAGUGCUUGAGGUUCUGGUAUAUGAUGAAUGGUCGUAAUGUUGGUGAGUUGAUGGUAUAUGCUACCGAUGGUUCACCUCUCUCAGCUAGUCAUGUUGUAUGGAUGUUAUCAGGCAAACAGCAGGAUGAUGGGAAUACAUGGCUCAAUGCAGCAGUUUCUAUUGACUUUGAUGCAUACAGUGAUGUAUACAUCAAGGGUAUGAUCAUUGAAUCUCCUUACGGUGAUAUCGCUAUAGAUGAUCUAGCGUUAGAAGGAGAAUCAUGUGAUUUCUAUCCACCUGAAGCAUCACCUGACUACACAUUCAAACCCCUGUCAUGUGACAUUGACCAUUGA